This is a messenger RNA of Amphiprion ocellaris (clown anemonefish), 1409 nucleotides long. It is a transcript of the gene tmem167b, whose product is annotated as transmembrane protein 167B. Bases 143 to 367 code for a protein of 74 amino acids. NCBI's taxonomy places the organism in Eukaryota, Metazoa, Chordata, Actinopteri, Pomacentridae. The record is from RefSeq and is a predicted model, not a curated record. The transcript has 3 exons.
UGUAAGCAGGGAAACGGAAAUGUCAACCGAGUGAUUGCGAAUCGAAGCAGACUGCAUCAUAUAUCCACUUUAAAACAUAUGAUGGAUUUCUAAUUCAGAGGAAAAACAGUCAUAUAACAUCGUCAAAGAGCAAGCUGCGAAUAUGACAAAUGUGUACUCUUUCGAUGGCAUCCUGGUGUUUGGGCUGCUGUUUAUCUGCACUUGUGCAUACCUCAAAAAGGUGCCUCGCCUCAACAGCUGGCUGCUGUCAGAGAAGAAAGGAGUGUGGGGUGUCUUCUACAAAGCUGCAGUAAUCGGGACGAGGCUUCACAUUGCCGUGGCACUUUCCUGCUUGGUCAUGGCCUUCUACGUCGUCUUCUUGAAAUGAUAGUCGGACUGGACUGGAAAGAACUGAGCGGGUGCAGGCCGGGGAUGGACUCAUCUCUCGUGGUCAUGUAUCAAUCCUUGUUGUGGAACACCUCUUGGAUUAUAUGACAGAUGAAACCCCACUGAGCCUGUGGACCCAUAUGAAAGUCAAGCCAGUGCUGCCCCCUUCUGAUGACUGGGUACAUAACUCCUCCCUUAAUAAUAGGUGUGCACUACAGCCAUGAAGGGUAUUGUGAAUCUAUUCCAGAGUUUUUACAGAGAGAGCCUGUUGAUGCACAUGGUAUCUUUCUGUUAUUGGGUAAUACUGUUUGUUGUCUACAUCCACACCACAUCAUUAUUUAUAUUGAAGGAUGCCGAAGAUCGAAGGGCGGUGUGUGCAUUAUACCUUAUAUCUGUAUACAACUUAAAAUUAGCCUAGAUGUAUAUAUUUGGAAAAAAUAAUACCAAUAGAGAUUUGCUAGAAGUUAUAUGUGAUCCAACUGAAAAUGAUCAAUUCUGUUCGCUCCCAGCUAUGCUGUUUUUUUUCUGUAUCACUUCUUCUGUCAGUGGUGGAGGGCAAGAUAAACAAAGCUAAUAUAUAAAGAUGUCCUCAUGUACACUAUAUUUUGCUUUUUUGGAUCUCUUUUCUUAACAGUGCUAUCUGGCAUCUUUUUAACUUUUUUUUAGGUUUGAAAUACACAUUUUGCACAGGUGUAUGUUGUAUAUACUUUGUCAUCUUAUUGUGUCCUGGAUUACAUGUUUUAAUGUCACAAAUUGGACUGCAGUUCACUUAGGAGUCAAAGUUCUAUCAAAAUUGUAGUUUCACAGAGAGGAGUAAUAACUACCAGAGGCGCGAUAUCAACAAUUUGUGAGAAUUGGAUAGCUGUAUCAAACGUGCCCGAAGAUUUAAAAGCAAAGCCAAAUAGGGAUGGUGCCUCUCAUGCCGUUUUAGUUAUAUGCUGUCAUUCUGACUUUAUUUCUGCCACCUUAUUUGUAUUGUUACAACAAGAAAUUGUUUUUGGAGGGGAUGCAAUGCAAUUUUGAGUAAAAUGUUGAUCAUACAA